Messenger RNA from Salvelinus fontinalis (brook trout), 10852 nucleotides. Its product is annotated as stAR-related lipid transfer protein 13-like. The transcript is spliced from 17 exons. NCBI's taxonomy places the organism in Eukaryota, Metazoa, Chordata, Actinopteri, Salmoniformes, Salmonidae. The record is from RefSeq and is a predicted model, not a curated record. Gene Ontology annotation, biological process: regulation of Rho protein signal transduction; actin cytoskeleton organization; signal transduction. The coding region runs from base 484 to 5589 and encodes 1701 amino acids. Gene Ontology annotation, molecular function: protein binding; GTPase activator activity; lipid binding.
ACUUCUGACAGGAGACUCUUCUACUCUCUCUCUUUUCUCUCUCUCUUCUACUCUCUCUUUUCUCUUUCUCUUCUACUCUCUCACUUUUCUUUCUUCUCUCUCUCUUUUACUCUCGCUCCUCUGUCUCUUCUGAGAGAAUCUAGUAAUAGUCCCUCACUCUCUCUCCUGCUCUCUCUUGUGUCUUAAGAGAACUUCCACUACGACUGUCUCUCUCCAGUGUUUUGUUGAGAUGAUCUCAGUUUGUCUGUUUAGACAACAAACAUGACUAUUCUCCACCUAACAGGUGAUCUGCUGUUUGAUCUGUUUGAAAGCUGAUGUUGCUGAUCCAGGUGCUGAGGUGGUCUGAGAGGAACAUGGCAAAUCCAUAUAGCUCUUACAUCAGACAGCAGUCCCUCUGGAUCUACCUGACCACCAGUCACACCACCAGACUACCUGUUCCCUAGUAACACACCGUAACAGACUGUAACAGACUGUAGAGACAACAUGGACACAGUUCUGAUGGUUACUCUGGAGGAGCGACAGUCUCUGGUCAUGUCAGCAUCAUCUGGUAGGACCUUCUCACCCCAGACACAGCCACUGGCACAGACACAGGUACAGACACAAGAACAGCAACAGACACAACCAGAGACACAGACACACCAGUCCUCCUCAGAAUGUGCUUCAGAGUCUUCUCACGAUGACGACAGCUCCACAGAGAGCAGUGAGGAUGUUUGUUUGGCUGGACCUCUAAGCCUGGAGCUGUCAAAACUGGAACUAGACCACCAGAACACACCCCAGCAGGAUAGGGUGGCUGGUAGUGACUAUAACAGGACUGGACCUCCUGGGACAGAGGAAAAACUAGCUGUUAGUACUGGAGAUACAGGAGGGCCAGUAGAGUCUGGUUCUGAUGUCUCCCCUCCUGACCCUCUAGACCCUCUCCAGAUCGUCUGUCCCACGGGUCUCCUCAGUGAGCCAGGUGAUGCCAAUAACAAUGGAUUGGAUUUACACAGCACUUCUCCAGCUGAGGACCCCUGCCUUGCCUCCAAUGUUCCUUCUCCUAGGAUAGAGGGAGAUGUGGAUGUUCUUGCUCCUACGAUAGAGGGAAACCUGGAGGUUGAGGACAGUGACAGACCUGUAGAAUCAGGGCAUUCCCUGGAUGCUAACUUCUCUGAUCAGCUAGAGGACAUGGAGCUGGGGCAUACCUCGCCCAGACAGACAGAGAGCGACAUGGAGCUAGAGGGGGAGUCACCCAAAUGGACAGAAACAGACAGCCAGCCUGAGGACCACUCAGAGGGGCCUGUGGAGAACGGACAUGUCCCUACUGAUCUGGAACACACAGAAGACAACCAUGUGCCCUUCCCUCUAGGACCUAUCCGUACCCUUCUGGUCCAAUCAGAGGCAGAGGUCAGCCAUGUCACUAUCUCCGUGGUCCAAUCAGAGACUUUUAGCUCCAUCCCUUCUCUAGUGGUCAGUGUGGACAACAACAUGGAUCCCUUCAGACCUCCCUCCCUCCCCCUGGCCCUCUCUGAGGCCCCCUUGGCGGGGCUAGGCCUCUGCGAUCACCCCCGCAUCAUCAAACACAAACCUAGCUCCAUCACCUUCUCAGACUACACCUGUAGUUCUUCCACCUGUCACUCUAGCACCGACCACAGUGUCUUCAUCAAUGACAGCUCCGACUGCAGGGAGUCUUCUUCAGAGGAGGAUGAUGAAGGUGAUGUUGAGGAAGAUGGGGAUGAUGACGACAUAUUCCCAGAGCUGCUUCAGAGCAGGGAGUUCCUGGUCAGUCGGAGGAGACGGAGCAGCAACAGAGACAAAGUAGUUAAGAAGAGAAGUUCUCUGAAUCCCCAGGCUGAGGCACCAGUCAGCUCUACAACCAACACUACAGCCAGCUCCCACCUCUCCUCCUCUUUUUCCUCCAAAAACCAGAACCACAGCGGCUACGAGGCAGAGACUGAGACCAGCAGCACAGAGGAGUCUCCCCUGGUCCAGCCUCAGACCCUGUGGUGUGAGUCUAUGAGCCAGCUGAUGAGGAAACUGGACCAGCUCAACCUGGACAUAGAGGAGGCUCUGAGUGCAUCAUCCUCCCCCUCGGACACACCCUGCACAGCACGCAGACAACAGUGUGGAGCUGUGUCUGGGACGGCAGUAAACCAAUCUCUUAAUGAGAAGGACAGUACACUGCUGCAGCAAGGGGAACCAGACACAGGAGAAUGUCCCAGACAGGACCAACACAAGACCACGGCCCCUCGUAGCUCAGCCAUAGGAACCAGAGCCAGGACCAAGAAGACAGUCAUGUGCAGUAAGAUGACCAAUGCAGGAGCAGAACUCGAAGCGAAGGAGGCGUGUGAUUGGUUACGAGCGGCAGGAUUCCCCCAAUACGCUCAGCUCUUUGAAGACUCUCAGUUCCCCAUCGACAUCUCUCCUGUGAAGAAAGACCAUGACUUUCUGGACAACGACCUGGUGGAACCUCUCUGCAGACGACUCAACACCUUGAACAAGUGUGCCUCUAUGAAACUAGACGUCAACCUUCCUAAGAAAAAGAGUGAAGACUCUGAUGAGGAGGACCUGUUUGCCAUCAGUGACAGAUGGACGUUUGAGUGUACGAGCCGCCGCUGGUCCAGACUAAAGGGGGAGGGGCAGAGUCCCAGGGAGGGGGAGGGGGAGGGGCGGGGCCUACAGACCACCACCAGUAGCGAGAGUGUUCUAACUGACCUCAGCGAACCAGAGGUCUCAUCUCUCCACAGUGAGAGCAGUGGGUGGAGUGGCCACCAGGCUGUGAGCACAGAGGACUCAGACUGCUCUAACCGGAACUACUACGACUCUGCAGCGAUGCCUGAACCUGACUCCACCUCCCUUACCCUACCACACCUCCCUAAGCACCUCCCCUACUACGGUUCGCUGCCCGCCAAAAACGGCCGCGUCGGACGGACCCGAGCCAAGGACUUCCUGCACCGCAUGGAGACACUACGUUCCCGGGGCACGCUGGGGAGGGGGCAUUGCAAGAAGCUGGUGAUCAGCGCCCCGGUAUUGCAGACAGAGCCGCAGGCCCUGAAGACGCUGCGCUGCGUGGAGAUCACCAGUGGGGACGGGUCGGGGGCGGAGGUACCCACUGGGGGACCAAUCCUAGGGCUAACCCCCCAGUGCCCCUCCAGCAGCGAGGGCAGCCACUCCAGCGGCAGCACUGUCUCAUCCCCCAGUCUGAAGGAGAGGAAGCCCCACUCCCAGCGGACGGACCGGUCCGACGCCAAGCGCAGUGGCAUGUAUCUGGAGGACUUGGCAGUGUUCUCCAGCCUGCAGCGGAUCAGUGGCGUGGCCCAGGGGAAGAGGGGCGUGACCGAACACAAUCAGCGUAACGAGUUCCGCUCCUACGAGGACCUGGUGGUCCACAUCCCCAAAGACCACAAGCCUGGCACCUUCCCCAAGGCCCUGUCCAUAGAGAGCCUCUCCCCCACCCUGGGGGCCUCUGUCUCCUGGCACAGCGACAACGUCGACCCCCUGGAGCCCCAGUCCAACCCCCACCCUACCUCUAACCCGAGGGAGUUCCACCACCGCCGGCUCACCCAGUUCUGCCCACGGGGCAGUAGGAUCAGUGUGUACGACAAUGUCCCUGGGUCUCACCUCUAUGCCUCUACUGGAGACCUGCUGGACCUGGAGAAGGAAGACCUGUUCCCCCAUCUGGAUGACAUCCUGCAGCACGUCAACGGCCUGCAGCAGAUAGUGGACCACUGGUCCAAGAACAUGCUGCCCUCUGCAGGCCUGGAUGGACAGGGGAUCCAGCCUGCAGGUCUGAAGUCAUCCAGCCAGAUCACGCUGGACUUUGAGGGGACGUCUGUUCUGGAGGGACAGAGCACAUCCAGUGACGGGGACAGAGACGGCGUGUCCCUCAUUGAGACUCACUGUACAGGACACAGAGAGAGGAGGGACUCAGGGGUGGGAGCAUCACUAACCAGACCCAACCGUCUGCGAUGGCCCAGCUUCCAGAUGUCCAACCGGCUCAGCCACUCAGUGGCCUCGCUCCAGAUCACCAACCAAUCAGCAGGCCAGCUCAGCCUGCUGCAGAAGUUCUCUCUCCUCCGCCUCACUGCCAUCAUGGAGAAAUACUCCAUGUCCAACAAACACGGAUGGACCUGGUCGGUUCCAAAGUUCAUGAAGAGGAUGAAGGUUCCAGACUACAAGGACAAGAAUGUGUUUGGUGUUCCUCUGAUCGUUCACGUCCAGCGCUCUGGUCAGCCCCUCCCCCUCAGCCUGCAGCAGGCCCUCCGAUACCUCAGGAGCCAGUGUCUAGACCAGGUGGGUCUGUUCCGUAAGUCUGGUGUGAAGUCUCGUAUCCAGGCGCUGAGGCAGAUGAAUGAGUCGUCUCCUGAUGAUGUCAGCUACGAGGACCAGUCAGCGUACGACGUAGCAGACAUGGUCAAACAGUUCUUCAGAGACCUGCCUGAACCUCUACUGACCAGCAAGCUGGGAGAGACCUUCCUACACAUCUACCAGUAUGUUCCUAAGGACCAGCGGUUGCAGGCUGUGCAGACGGCCAUCAUGCUGAUGUCAGACGAGAACAGGGAGGUGCUCCAGAUGCUGCUCUGCUUCCUGUCUGAUGUUACUUCCUCUGUGGAGGAGAACCAGAUGACUCCCAUGAACAUCGCUGUGUGUCUGGCCCCGUCCCUGUUCCACCUCAACAUCCUGAAGAAGGACAACCUCUCACCCAGGGCCAUGCAGAGGAAGUACACAACAGGACGGCCCGACCAGAAGGACCUGAAUGAGAACCUUGCCGCGACGCAGGGACUCGCCCACAUGAUCAUAGAGUGCAACCGACUGUUUGAGAUUCCCCACGAGAUGGUGACUCAGUCCAGGAACUCGUACGUGGAGGCGGACCUUCACGCUCCCACCUUAGAGGAGCUUUGUAGACAGCAGGAGGAGGAUGAUGCGUCCUACCAGACAGAGGCCAGACCCUGCCAGACACACUCAGAGACCAGACCGCAGAACCUGUACCAGAACUACGUAGAGAGCAGGCUGCAGGAGCUCCUGAAGGAGGCCAGAGAGAAGACUAAGGGCUGGGUGUCCUGUACCAGCUCAGACAACACUGAGCUCUACUGUAAGAAGGUGGGUGAUGGGAACCCUUUGCGGCGGUGGCGUGUGGCGGUAGAAGUGGAGGCCCCUCCCUCGGUUUUGUUGAACCGCGUGCUGCGAGAGCGCCACCUGUGGGAUGUGGACCUGCUACAGUGGAAGGUAGCUGAGACUCUGGACAGAUACACUGAGAUGUUCCACUAUGUCCUCAACCGCAUGCCCCCACACCCCAGCAGAGACUUCCUGGUCCUACGGUCAUGGAGGACUGACCUUCCCAAGGGGACGUGUGCAUUGGUGUGUGUGUCUGUAGAACAUGAGGACUGUCCCCGGGUCGGUGGGGUGAGGGCCGUGGUUCUAGAGUCCAACUACCUUCUAGAACCCUGCGGCUCUGGGAAAUCCAGACUCACUCACAUCUGCAGGGUGGACCUCAAGGGGAGGAGUCCAGAGUGGUACAACAAGGCCUUUGGUCACCUCUGUGCUGCUGAAGCUGCUCGCAUUCGCAACUCCUUCCAACCAAUCAGCACAGAGGGGCCAGAGACCAAGAUCUGACAUUAGAGUCUUCCGUUCAUAGAGCUAGACCCACACAUACCUGGAGGGAACUACACCCAACCUGGCUUAGCCUAGAACUAGUGUAACCGAGUUGGAUUUGUAACCUCACUCCCCAGCCUGAAAUGUCUCCACUUGUGCUAUCGAACUGCUAACUUUUUGGUAGCGUAGUUGGCUAAGACAUUGUCAAGAUGCUGGUCCAGUAAGGAUUUGUGAGUGAGGAAGCUAUACCAAGGAAGCACAGUGACGUCUGUUACACCAGACUAAAUGAUGUCUGGAGCUAGACCCAUCCAUCCCUUCCAUGGCCUGCCAACCAUGUCUGGAGCUAGACCCAUCCAUCUCUUCCAUGGCCUGCCAACCAUGUCUGGUGCUAGACCCAUCCAUCCCUUCCAUGGCCUGCCAACCAUGUCUGGUGCUAGACCCAUCCAUGCCUUCCAUGGCCUGCCAACCAUGUCUGGAGCUAGACCCAUCCAUGCCUUCCAUGGCCUGCCAACCAUGUCUGGAGCUAGACCCAUCCAUCUCUUCCAUGGCCUGCCAACCAUGUCUGGAGCUAGACCCAUCCAUGCCUUCCAUGGCCUGCCAACCAUGUCUGGUGCUAGAGGAGUAUAUAUUCAUAUAUUCAUAGAGUCCUGAAGCCAAUAGGCAGAGCUGCAGCGCUAAAGUAUCAAAUAGACCAUGCUGACGAAUGGUUAAAACCAGUGGGUGGCCGCCCUAUCGCAUCUGACCGAUGAACAUCAGUCGUCAUUUUCUAUUUAUUUCCAGACGAUUCUACAUGUUUAAUCACCACCGUUUGUUGAACCCCAGCAGGUGAUCUACUGUUACUGUGCACGGCUAAUAUUCAUGUUGGUCUGUCUUGAAAUGUGAUGCCAGAACACAGAGACCAAAAAGAGUAUGGAGCAUCUCUGGACUCUGCACAAUGACACAAGAAGACCUUCUUAGGUGCUGGAUGUUAUUAAGACGUUAUUAUGAUGUUAUUAUAAAAUUAUUAUAAUUAACCUAUUAUUAUUUUUAUUUUUAUUAUUAUGACCGAAAGGAGAACAGAAUGACGCUCCCAAUGUCCAUUAGUAUUUAGUAUUACAGUUAUGUCUAGGACAUUUAAGCUCUUCAAAGCUUCUGGGAAGCUGUAUGUUAUUUUAUUAAUGUAAAAUGUAAUGCUUUAUGUUAGAUAUGCUGUGUGUGCACGCAUGUGUCUGUAUAUAUCUGUGUGUGUGAAAACAUACAUGCAAGCAUACUAGCUGUAUAUACUGUAUAUUUGAAAGGCUUAAUACUACAACUUAAAUAUUGAUUCCAGCAUUGCAUCAUUGUUAUUGUAAUUCAUACGGUACUAAUCUGUAAGCUGGUUUUACUGGGCUUUAACAGUGCUGUGUGUGUCUGAAUGGCUGUAAUGUUAUUCUAUAUGACCUUAGUGUUUAAGGUUGAAAACUAUGUCUGCAUCCUAAAUGGCACCUUACUUCCUAUAUAGUGCACCACUUUUUACCAGAACCCCCAUAGGGCUCUGAUCAAAAGUAGUGCACUAUAUAGGGAAUAGGAUGCCAUUUGGGACGGAGCCCAUGUGACUCAGGUUUGAUCUCCAGACCUGCUGUAGAGAGCUGGCUGGACUGAGCUUCAGUUUAGUUCCAGAGACAAGAUUUUUUAAUUAAACAACGUAAAAUAUGUUUAUGAAACGUUUAUAUUGAGUGUUUAUUAUUUUUACACAGACAAAUGCAAUUCGAAUGGAUUAGAAUAGAAACUUAAUUGCUCUAAGGGAAUUUGCUUAAUUGAAAGUCGCUCUCUUUCCACUUCACUUGCAGUUUCUUUAUUUUCAGAGUUGUAUGUUCCUGCUGGUCAACACCUCACCUCACAUGGUGUGUUCUAUACGUCACAUCCCAAAUAGAACCCUAUUCCCUACAUAGUGCACUACAUUUGACCAAAGGCCUGGUUUGGUGCCAUGUGGGAUGCAUUCUAAGCCUUUACUCUAUACCACCCUGCAUCCCACUGCUGGCUUGCAUCAAGCUAAGCAGGGUCAAUCUUGGUCGGUCCCUGGAUGGGAGACCAGAUGCUGCUAAAAGGGGUUUUGGAGGGCCAGUCAAUCUUACUUCUGGUAAAAAUAAGCAGAAAACAGAUCCUAAUACCCCAGGGUAGUGAUUGGGAACAUUGCCCUGUGUAGGGUGCCGUCUUUCAGAUGGGACGUUAAACAGGUGUGCUGACUCUGUGGUCACUGAAGAUCCAUGGCACUUAUCGUAACAGUUAACCUCGGUGUCCUGGCAAAAUUUCCAUCAUGGCCACCUAAUCAUCCCCAGCUUUGAAUUGGUUCAUUCAUCACCCCUCCUCUCCCUCUCCCCUGUAACUUUUCCCCAGGUUGUUGCAGUAAAUGAGAUUUUGUUCUCAGUCAACUUAUCUUCAGGGAAUUUGAAUUAACCAAACCAAAAAAAAGACCAUCUAUAACAAUCUACUGUCCUCCCAGCAUUCUAAUGACCUUUCACCCCUGACCCCACAUAGCUGUUCCACACCAUAGAGAACACCCAUGUGAUGUCAGGGACACCGCCAGCAACAAUAUACCAGAUCAUGUUUACAUACCUCUUUCCCGAAUACCACAACACCACACACAGUCACAGGCCGCCUAAAGAAGACAUGGAGAAGGAUGAAUGAGGAAGAGAUGAAGAAGGCAAAAAACGCCUGGAAUGAGGUCAAGAAAACCGCCCAGAACAGAGUUAUCUGGAGAUGAGCACCGUCGAGGCUCUUUGCUCCACUGGGAGCUGAAAGGAAUAAGUCAAGUAAGUCAAGACCCAGUCUGUCAGAAUACCUCUCUCCCGUGCACACUCCGUCAGAACAGACACUCCCACUCACUCUUAGACCAGGACAAGUUAGAGCUGUAUUAGCCAUAGAAGGGUUCUAACCCCCUGGUCUCCUUAGAGCAGCAUGCUAGGCAGCGAGUUGGUGUCCAGAGUCACAUGCUACACAAAUAGGACAAGACAGGAUUGGACUAGAGGCCCUAUUUCUGUUAAGAACACAAUGACCGGGGCCUCCCGAGUGGCGCAGUGGUCUAAGGCACUAGAGAUUCUGGGUUGGAGUCCAGGCUCUGUCGCAGCCGGAGGACCCAUGGGCCGGCAACAAUUGUCCUAGCGUCGUACGGGUUAGGGGAGGGUUUGGCCGGCAGGGAUGUCCUUGUCCCAUCGCGCAAUAGCGACUCCUGUGGCGGGCUGGGUACAGUGCACGCUGACAUGGUUGCCAGGGGCACUGUGUUUCCUCUGACACAUUGGUGCGUCUGGCUUCCGGGUUAAGUGGGUGUAACAGUUUAACUUUAGUACGUCCCCUCGCCCCGACCCGGGCGUGAACCAGGGACCCUCUGCACACAUCGACAACAGCCACUCACGAAGCAUCGUUACCCAUCGCUCCACAAAAGCCGAGCCCCUUGCAGAGCAAGGGGAACCACUACUUCAAGGUCUCAAAGCGAGUGACGUAACCUAUUGAAACGCUAUUAGCGCGCACCACCGCUAACUAGCUAGCCAUUUCACAUCCGUUACACUCACCCCCCUUUCGACCUCCUCCUUUUCCGCAGCAACCAGUGAUCCGGGUCAACAGCAUCAAUGUAACAGUAUAACUUUAUGGCAUCCCCCCGCUCCGACCUGGGCGCGAACCAGGGACCCUCUGCACACAUCAACAACAGUCACCCACGAAGCAUCGUUACCCAUCGCACCACAAAAGCCACGGCUCUUGCAGAGCAAGGGGAACCACUACUUCAAGGUCUCAAAGCGAGUGACGUAACCGAUUGAAACGCUAUUAGCGCGCACCACCGCUAACUAGCUAGCCAUUUCACAUCCGUUACAUGAGCAUUGUGUCAAGAAGCAGUGCGGCUUGGUUGGGUUGUGUUUGGAGGUCACACAGCUCUCGACCUUUGCCUCUCCCGAGUCCGUACGGGAGUUGUAGCAAUGAGACAAGACUGUAACUCCCAAUUGGAUACCGCGAAAUUGGGGAGAAAACAGAGUUUAAAAAAUGAAAUAAAUAAAAAAGAACACAAUGACUAGUGAGGCCUGGGAGCACAUAGUGGAAUGGAAUCAGAGUGAAACCAAACUUGAAAUAUAUCCGUUAAAUAUUACCCAGUUUUUAUUAGAGGGUGGAAGAUAAAACUGCCGAUGUGCCCUUGAGCAAGGCACUUAACCCUAAUUUCUCCAGGAUCGCUGUUGAUAAUGGCAGACCCUGGCUGUGACCCCAGUCUCUGAGGGUGUCUCAGGGGAAGUUAGGAUAAAUAUAAGCACCCACCAAAUUAUGAUUAUAAUUUAUUAUUUACAGGAUGUUGUUGCUCCCUGGUGGUCAUACUGUGUAUUACAACAUUCAGUCUGUUGAUCUCUCAACUCAGGGUUGUUCAUUUUUUAUUUGUGUUUCAUACAUAUGUAAUAUGUUUUAUUGAAAUAAUCAGAUUAAUGAUGGAGGGAUCACAAAAGAUGGCUUAUCCCAAAUUGACCCCUAGACCCUAUGCCCUGUGCACUUGUGACGAUAUGAGAGGAUUUUACAGGCAGGGAAAUAUGGUAAUAGCUCCAACUUGCACUCUGAUAGGCUAGGUGCAUGUUUCACCAUACUGCAUACACCAAUCAAGUGCAUAGGGUAUGGUUCUAGUGCACACGUGUCAAACUAAUUCCACGGAGGGCCAAGUGUCUGCGGGUUUUCGCUCCUCCUUUGUACUUGAUUGGUUAAUUAAGGUCAACAAUGAGUAAGGAACUCCCCUCACCUGGUUGUCUAGGUCUGAAUUGAAAGGAAAAAUCAAUAACCCGUAGACACUCGGCCCUCCGUGGAAUGAAGUUUGACACCCCUGUUCUAGGGGUUGAUUGGGAUUGGGCCAUAUAUAUAGUUUCCUCCCAUAUUCACUGAAAUAAUGUAUUAAUUUAUCCACUAGAUAGCAUCAUCUGAUUUCUGAACAAUACAGCUUCAUCAAACAGACUGGAUUCAUAAGGUUACAGAUUUAUUUGGUGUCCCAAAUGCCACUCUAUUCCCUAUAUAGUGCAUUACUUUGACCAGGAUCCCGUCCCAAGUGGCCCCUAUUCCCUACAUAGUACACUACUUUUGACCAGAGCCCUAUGGGUCCUGGUCCAAAGAGGUGCACUAUAUAGGAAAUAGGGUGCCAUUGGGAACACACAUUAAGUAACUUCCCCCAAACCUGUUAUUUCUGUUCUUCUGUGGUUCUGCAGGAAGACUCUCCAAGGUCACUUCCACAUCUACGGACUGUUCAAUGAGCUGCGAGACACCAGGAGUGUAUUUACAUAAUGAAAUAAAAGACAAGUAGACAGCCUUA